Botrytis porri is the source of this 678-nucleotide messenger RNA. RefSeq lists its product as uncharacterized. The coding region runs from base 1 to 678 and encodes 225 amino acids. NCBI's taxonomy places the organism in Eukaryota, Fungi, Ascomycota, Leotiomycetes, Helotiales, Sclerotiniaceae. The record is from RefSeq and is a predicted model, not a curated record. The transcript is spliced from 2 exons.
AUGUCAACAUCGUCCCUUGCGGCCACAAUGAAGUCUCCCAAGGCCAAUUCUCUGUUAUUACUCUUGCAGAUGUCUGAUAUAGAGUUGAACAAUCAAAUAAAGGACAAUGGUAAAUGGAAGAAGCGGUCGGAAGAGACCACUCUCGAUGUAAAUUUCCCGGAGUUAGACAACGCGUCCUUGGAAACCAUCAACCUCGUACUUAUUGGAUCCAGCAUGCUCGAACGGUUCAGAACAACUGGCCACGACCUCAAUUUAGGUUCAAAGCCAGGAAUUUUCAACGCCGGGGUAGGAGGCGAUACAAUCCCCAACUUCCUUUACCGCAUCAAUCUAGACCUCCUCUGGAAAGCCAAGACCCAAGAGAAAGUGGGAAUGGUUAUUGUCAUAUCCUUGAUCGAAGCUCAACUUUACCAAUUCGCUCUUCACUUGGAGGCAUUGAGAAGAACAUUCCCCCGAGCACGAAUCGUGGUCACGGCACUAUUUUACAAGAGAGAUAUCCACGUAUCGGAUGUUGAUAGAAGUAACGAGGAUCUACAAAACAUAAUCUCUGGAUUGCCUCGCGUGGAGUGGCUAGCAGCACCGGAAGUCAAUCUUGUCAACCAUUUUGAGGAUCACGUCCACUUGAACAGAGCUGGUUAUAAGAUAUGGGAUAAAUGGCUGGUGGAAAAACUUGACAUUUAG